GACGUCACAACAGCAGCACCCACAACAUGUUCUACUCGACGCACCGCGCUCAAUAUGUCUGCACGAGUACACGAUAUCCAAGGCGAACUUCAAGCCAAGUUAUUGCAUAUUUUAACUUUGUAAACCGUCUAUCGAGGCUUGCAGGGCAUUCUCUCAGCCCUAUGUCUACGUUACCUCCAUAACCCCGCGAGAGCGGAUGGUCCGCGUUUAGAUGUAGCAGCGAACUCUAGACGGCUAAACAAUGCAUAGUAUUGCGCAAUGACGCGGACCAAAAGACCGGAGGAUGGGAAUGAAUAAAACAGUCUGCUGGUACCUACCAUUCUUGGUAUUUCGCAGAUCAAGAUACAUCACUACCCUCGUGCAGCCUUGAAGCACAUCUUCUCGGUUCCUUACCGAACGACAUCAAGCACAGACUACCUCCACAAGCACACAAGAACCUGAUCGCCAUACAUACAAUGGAGAAGGAUGCUGAGUCCGGCCGCUUUGGUCGCAUCUCGCACUUCCAACGAGUUCUUCAUCAAGGAGCGCUCAAUGAUGACAUUAUCAACCACCCCUACAGAGGAUCAGGAACUGAGAACGAUCCAUUCCUGGUUACAUGGAUAGACAAUGAUCCUGUCAACCCAAUGAACUACUCGCUGACCCUGAAAUGGACCAUCACCAUGCUCGUCGCGGUUGCAACACUGGCAGUAGCUUUCGUCUCUUCUGCAUACUCUGGCGGUAUUGUUGAGGUCCUGCAAGAGUUCCGUGUAGCGCAGAUCAUCGGCACACUUGGUAUCUCGUUGUUCGUUCUUGGGUUUGCUAUUGGACCUUUGCUGUGGGCUCCUUUGAGUGAACUGUACGGCCGCCAGUACCUCUUCUUUGGUACUUACAUGCUGCUCACUGUUUUCAAUGCCGGUGCAGCUGGUUCCCAAAACAUCGAGACUCUGAUCAUCCUAAGGUUUUUGGCUGGUGCAUUUGGCUCUUCGCCAUUGACCAACGCUGGCGGAGUUAUUGCCGAUAUGUUCCCUGCCAGUCAGCGUGGUUUAGCUACUAGUAUCUUCGCCGCUGCUCCGUUUCUGGGACCCGUUAUCGGUCCAAUUGUUGGCGGUUUCGUCGGCCAAUCCAUUGGCUGGCGCUGGAUUGAAGGUGUCAUGGCAAUCUUCACCGGCGUCCUCUGGCUCACCUGUACCUUCCUCGUUCCUGAGACCUACGCCCCAGUUCUCCUCCGCAAACGCGCCGCCGCCUUGUCAAAGAAGACUGGCCAGGUCUACAAAAACAAGUCCGACGUCGAACAGGGCACAAAGUCCAUCGGCACAGCCUUCAAGACUGCUCUCACUCGCCCCUGGAUCCUACUCUUCCGCGAACCCAUCGUGCUCCUGCUGUCCAUCUACAUGGCCGUCAUCUACGGAACACUGUACAUGCUGUUUGGCGCCUUCCCCAUUGUCUACCAGCAAAGCCGCGGAUGGUCGCAAGGAAUCGGCGGUCUCGCAUUCAUCGGUGUGGCUGUUGGCAUGAUUGCCGCCGUCACAUAUUCGAUCUGGGACAAUAAGCGAUACAACAAUGCCAUCAAAGCCUCGCCUUCUGGCAUCGCUGCGCCUGAAGCUCGACUUCCGCCUGCUCUUGUCGGCUCGGUUGCUAUGCCUAUUGGACUGUUCUGGUUUGCUUGGACAAACUCGCCGAGUAUCCACUGGAUCGUCAGUAUUAUGGCUGGUGCUCCUUUCGGCUUUGGUAUGGUUCUGGUAUUCCUGUCCAUCAUGAACUACCUUAUUGAUGCCUACCUUAUCUAUGCGGCGUCUGUCCUUGCUGCUAACUCGGUACUGCGGUCGCUGUUCGGUGCUGCAUUUCCACUGUUCACUAGCUACAUGUACGCCGACCUGGGCAUACACUGGGCCUCUUCGAUUCCUGCGUUCUUAGCGCUGGCUUGUAUACCUUUUCCUUUCUUGUUUUAUAGGUAUGGUGCUGCGAUUCGAUCGCGUUGCAAGUUCGCUGCGGAAGCUGCAGCAUUCCUGGAGAAGAUGCAACAGACAGGGUAAAAAAAAAGUCGUGUAGACUACAUAUACAGAGAUAGAGUCCGGGCC
Molecule: messenger RNA, 2057 nt
Organism: Macroventuria anomochaeta
Lineage: Eukaryota; Fungi; Ascomycota; Dothideomycetes; Pleosporales; Didymellaceae
Product: MFS general substrate transporter
Exons: 3
Coding region: 456-2012 (518 amino acids)
Biological process (GO): transmembrane transport
Molecular function (GO): transmembrane transporter activity
Source: RefSeq, a predicted model, not a curated record